This is a messenger RNA of Penicillium olsonii, 3603 nucleotides long. Lineage: Eukaryota; Fungi; Ascomycota; Eurotiomycetes; Eurotiales; Aspergillaceae. The record is from the annotation of a GenBank genome assembly.
AUGGGGAAGAAGCGCAAGCGACCCGGUAAGGACCGUGGUCCCACGUCCUCGUCGCACCUCGGUGUCACCACUGGUACCCGCCGUUUCAGAACUUCAGCCCCAAUUUCCAGCACCAGCCAUCCUGUGAUUUCCCUGUACUACGCCAACGUAUUAUCGCUGCGGGAUUACCUUCUUCAGCGACUUCCUCGAACAUCCAAGUCGCGUCGGCGUCGCAUCAGGACACUAGCCUCGCCAUGCGAACAGGCAGAACCCUCCGCAUUGGCCCAGCUCCUCGACUCCACUCUGGUGGGCGUGCGAAAGGACGCCCCGGAGAUCAACUCCGGCCACCAGAAAGAAUUCCAGUCCUUUUCGCAGUCGCAAUCGCGCUCGCUGGUGAGCAGCGACACGGGGCUGACCUACCUGCAGUCGGAGGUGGUUGAUUUCGUGAUCUGGAAACUGUUCAAUCAAAAUGGCUACGGGAAGCCUCAGCAUUUACUGGCGCAUGGCUUCCAGCGUCCGUCAAUGGGGGGACGCGCCCAGGAGACUGGGAUCCCGGGCAUCGUUUGCCAAUUUCCCAAUCACAGUGUCGCAACCCUCAAGGAAGGCCCUUGGGUAGAGGUUCUAGGUUUGCUCGGCAGCAGCGGAGAGGAGAUCAUGAUGCAUCUGCUGUUAGAUUGUGGCGUCUUUGCGGCUAUAAACGCCCAGAGGGGGGUUUACUACCAGCUGAGUGGCCUCCCCAUGCCCGAUCUGGGAAUUCUGAACGCGCCUUCGAAGCCCAAGGCACCAUUGGACGCGCAGAACACCACUCCCGUCAAGAGCGAUCGGACAAAGAACGACUGUCAACCGAAGCCUGCCAACCCUUUCGGUCCAAACAGCAUUAUUUUUGUUCGCCGGCAGAUCAUGUAUGGGCGGGUGGAAGCCAAAAGGGGGAUACCUUGUGGGCUGGGGCAGAUGCACGUCCUUAACCGGUUCCCGACACUUGAUUCACCGGCACAAACGGUUCAUGUGAUGAAGUACAUUUUCCCCCGCCAAUUCGGUCUGGAGAACGUGUUUAUACCAGGACCCGAUGGACGCAAGAGCACAGCCCACCUCAAAAGCCAGGGCUCUCGCGAGACGGAGAUAUCUCAACUCGAUCAGAAGCGACGCCUCCGCCAGCCCCGGUCCGAGAAUGAAUGCGCCAAUGCAGAUGGUGGCGUAGAAAGUCUCAAAGUUCCCAAGAGACUUCGCGGCGUCGUUGAAAUCAUCCGGAAGAUACGGAAUCGCAAUGCACAGUGUUGCUAUAGCGAGAUGUUGCGGUAUUAUUGUCCGACUGAACAAACCGGACCAAACAGACUUGGCGCAUUGGCUUCGACGCCCCAAGAGAGCCAGCCAAUCUCAUCUCACGAGUCAAAUUUAGUAACACAAGUACCGAGAAUGCCCAGUGGUGAUUCUGCGCAGAUUGGAGCCGCGAUGUUGAAGCCGCUGCAGGCUGGGGAUGCACCCGGACCUGAGCAGUCGAUUCGAAACGCCAAAGUCAGUUUGACUGACUAUGCGACACCACCCUCUUCUGUUUCCGCGUUCUGCCGGGCUGUUUUCCAAAAAUUGAUUCCCCGGCAGUUACUGGGUGAUGGGCCGGAGGGCAUUUCGAACUACAAAAUUGUUCUGCGACACAUCGACCGCUUUGUUGAAAUGCGCCGAUACGAGUCAUUGAAUCUGCAUGAGGUUUGCAAAGGGAUCAAGAUUACCAGCAUUGGUUGGAUGGAUCUUCCCCAGGUCCAGACUUCACGAUCUGAGACAAAACCGAAGAUCGCUCUGUCAGACUUGCAAAAACGCACCGAGUUACUUCACGAGGUCAUUUUUUGGAUUUUCCAAUCGGUCCUUAUUCCCCUGAUCCGCUCACAGUUUUACGUCACCGAGUCUCAGACGCAUCGGAACCGCCUCUUCUAUUUUCGUCACGAUGUAUGGAGGCAGCUGAUCGAGCAGCCGUUCGGUGAAUUGAAGGCUGCCAUGUUCGAGGAGCUCGAGCCUGAGCAUGCCAAGCGGGUCUUGACUCGUCGGUCUUUCGGACACGGUGCUCUUCGUUUGCUUCCCAAGUCUACCGGAAUUCGACCUAUUUUGAAUCUUCGCAAACGGUUCUGGAAAGAGUCGCGCUAUGGGAAGGGAGGAAGGUACCUUGCCAAGAGCAUCAACACGAUCAUCACGCCUAUCUACGACAUGCUGAAUUAUGAACGCCUGCAGGCUCCUGCCAAAUUGGGCUCAACUUUGUCGUAUAUUGGAGAUAUGCACUACCGCCUGAAGACAUUCAAAGAACAACUGUGCAGCCAAUCACCCUCAACCCACCAGCCUCGGCAUUCCAAGCUCCCACCCUUGUAUUUUGUCAAACUUGAUAUCCAGGCUUGUUUUGAUACAAUCCCGCAGGGAAAGUUGCUCGAUCUGGUCGCGGAAUUGGUUUCAGAGGACAAUUACCGUAUUUGCCGACAUGGGGAAAUCCGACAGCCACUUUCGAAAGCGCAAAAUGCAUGGCCAAGAAGGAAAUUUUUGUCCCGCGCCGGACCUAUUGAUCAACCGAUGUGUCUACCGGACUAUAUCAGGAACGGAAAUAUCGGAGGAAAGCCCAAUACUGUGUUCGUGGACUCCUCUGCACAAACACAAGAAGACACGGAGAAACUGCUGGCCCUUCUCAACGAGCAUGUCCGCAGUAAUCUUGUGCAGAUGGGAAAGAAAUUCUUCCGCCAACGCAACGGAAUUCCCCAGGGAUCUGUGUUAUCCAGCUUACUCUGUAAUUUCUUCUACGCCGAGCUGGAGCGAAAAGAGCUAGGAUUCAUCGAUCCCAGAGACUCUCUUCUUCUCCGACUCGUGGACGACUUUUUGCUGAUCACGCCCAAGGCCGACGUGGCAAUGCAAUUCGUGGAGACUAUGCUCCACGGCCAACCUUCAUACGGCGUCCGAGUCAAUCCAGCCAAAAGCAUGACCAAUUUCAGCGCAGCCGUCAAUGGCGUAUUCCUCCCCCGACUUGAAGGCUCGAACCUGUUCCCUUACUGUGGCACCCGUAUCUCAACACACACUCUUGAAAUCCACCGAGAUCAGGACCGUCUUCUAGAAAACGGCGAAUGUGCUGCUGCAUCCAUUUCCAAUACCCUGACGGUUGAGGCAGCCCGCCUCCCCGGUCGCGCUUUUACCCGAAAAGUCCUCUCGGCAUUCCGCUUACAGCUGCACUCCAUGUACAUCGACGACGGCCACAACUCUCAGGCCGUUGUGCUGGGAAACCUGUAUGCCAACUUCAUGACCUCGGCGAUGAAGAUGUACCGCUAUAUGAAGUCACUUCGGGGCCGUGCGCACCCCGGUCCCGCGAUCGUCACGCAGACCAUCCGUGAGUUGAUCCAGGUGGCGGCCGGAUCGAUCCAGGGGCGACGUGUCGAUCAGAAGGGCUCGUUCUCAUGCUCUGUGCAGCUGUCUCAAUUAAAGUUCUUAGCCGCUGCGGCGUUUCGAUUCGUCUUGAAACGAAAGCAGACGAGGUAUGUGGAGGUGCUGCGCCGGCUGGACUUGUUGACUCGAGAGUCUCGACCCACUUCAGAUUCCGCAUCGCUGAGGAUGGCGCAUGUGGUGAAGAAGGGGAAUGCAAUGUUUGAGCAAUGGCGGUUCUAA